AUGGAAGAAGCUUACAUAGCUGCGAAGGCUGAAGGAGCUUCUGCUUGUAAUGUACAGAAAAUGGCAACGGCUGUGCAAGCGCAAGCUGAGAAAAAGUUCGGAACAACAUUCGAAUCCGUGGCUGCUCAUGGAGAUUUCGUCGCCAAAAUCAAUUUCGCCGGAGACUUGAAUUGCAAAAUUGAAAUCGACGGGAAGUUCAUAAUGGCCUAUGCUACUCCUCUAGAUGAACAGGAAGUCAAUAUUGUUGAUGCAAGUUCAUUCUUCUCAGGAUCAGCUGAUCAAGAUCUGGAAGGUGUCAAUGGAACCAAACCGACCUACAUUGUCUAUGGACCUAUAAAGUAG
Messenger RNA from Caenorhabditis remanei, 342 nucleotides. RefSeq lists its product as uncharacterized. The record is from RefSeq and is a predicted model, not a curated record. The transcript is spliced from 2 exons. The coding region runs from base 1 to 342 and encodes 113 amino acids. Lineage: Eukaryota; Metazoa; Nematoda; Chromadorea; Rhabditida; Rhabditidae.